AUGGACAACAACAUUAACAAUAAUAACAUCAAUAACGACGACGAUGUUUAUGACAACAACUCUUAUAACAACAACAACAACCUGAAAUCCAACAACAGCACGAUUCGAAGCAACAACAACAUCAACAGCCUCUACUACGACAACAUGCGCGAAACAUCAAGUUAUGAUAACAUUAAGAUGAAUGAACAUUCAGACAUUAAUGCUGGUUACAGGAAAAUCAUCGCCAAUGACAUCAAUGAACACACCUACAAUAUCAUCAACAAGUCAAACGGGGUCUAUGCUUUAGAAAAGAAGAUAGACGAUUGA
Messenger RNA from Helobdella robusta, 306 nucleotides. RefSeq lists its product as hypothetical. Bases 1 to 306 code for a protein of 101 amino acids. Lineage: Eukaryota; Metazoa; Annelida; Clitellata; Rhynchobdellida; Glossiphoniidae. The transcript has a single exon. The record is from RefSeq and is a predicted model, not a curated record.